Molecule: messenger RNA, 3568 nt
Organism: Spea bombifrons (plains spadefoot toad)
Lineage: Eukaryota; Metazoa; Chordata; Amphibia; Anura; Pelobatidae
Gene: FCSK
Product: fucose kinase
Exons: 24
Coding region: 3-3431 (1142 amino acids)
Biological process (GO): GDP-L-fucose salvage
Molecular function (GO): ATP binding; fucokinase activity
Source: RefSeq, a predicted model, not a curated record
UUAUGGCUCCCCAUAACAUUCGCCAAGUUCAGUGCUUGGAGCUUAACUACAACUCCCAGAAUGCUCUGGGCGGUCACUUGAUCUUCUCUCCCUCCCACCCUUUACUUGUGACACUAACUGGAGAGAAUCUGCUGGUCAUGGUGGGUUCUGAUGAGGCGGAUUGGACCUUGGUGGUUCUGACCUGUCAGUACAAGGACAGUGUCCAUGCCCUCCAGAGAGAAUUGGAGGUAAGGAAGAAGCGUGGUCAUCUGCCCCCUGACACCAUCCUACUGACUGUGGAAGACCCUCAGGCACACGUGGGAAGUGGAGGAGCAACUCUUAAUGCAUUGCUGGUGGCAGCAGAACAUCUGAGUGCCCGGGCUGGGUACACAGUGGUGUCUGCCGAUGUGCUGAAGGACGCGCGGCUUCUCAUUGUGCACAUGGGGAGAGACUUCCUGUUUGAUGACUGUGGCCGUGGUUUCACUGUCCUGCCCGUAGAGGACCCCCUGGCACCGGUGGAGUCCCUGACCUGCAACCUGGACAGUCUGCUGAACACACUGAGACAGCAACUGUGUCCUGGUUCCCCGCCCGGCGUGUGGAUCUGUAGCACGGAUAUGGUUCUCACUUUGCCAUCAAGCCCUCGAAUAAAUUGGACGCACUUCAGAGGAGCCUGUGUCAUCUCCGUGCCGGGGACACCAGAAUACGCAAAGAACCAUGGAGUGUACAUGAUGGAUGAACAGGGGCUGGUGAGGGAUAUCAUAUAUUGUGGCUCUGAAGAGAGGAUUCAGCAGUGCGUUCUGCGAGAUGGACGAGUCCCUCUGGUUUCUGGCAUAGUUUUCCUUUGCUCCGAGACCUCAGACCGUUUUCUUAGCACUCUCGCUUUGCCUCCUCUGGACGGCUGCACCUACCAAGGCCUGGACUCGGGGGCUGAACCGCUAGAGAUGUCCCUGUUUCUGGACGUCCUUAUGAGCAUGGCCCAGGAUGUUAAGGAGGACGAUCUCAUGGAAAGGACACCCACGGGCACGUCCCACGCGCAGGCCGGCCGGAUCCGCAGCGCUCGUUCUGUCCUCUGGAGGGAACUGCAUGAUCUCCCGCUACGUGUAGCCUAUAUACCUGAUGGGAGUUACGAGUAUCUGACCCUGGACCCCAAGGAGCACAUGGGAAAUCUGAUCAGGGCAGCGUCACGUGGACCCCCUCACUGCAGCAAGAUGGCGCAUUCCUUUGCAACGCACCCCCUGCUGGUAGAGGAUGGAAGCUCCGUGGUUAACAGCCGGCUGAGCGGAGAGGUGUCCGUGAGCUCUGGGAGCGUUAUACAAAACUGCCACCUUCUGGGUCCUCUGCGUGUGGGCAGCGGAUGUCUGAUCACUGCUAUCGAUGAAGCAGGCGCGCGUGCGCUGCGAGGCUCCCAGCUGAGUAAUGUCAUCCUGCAAGCACACCCUAUACGUGUUCAGAAGCUCUCGCUGACAGUGUACACCCUGCUGGGCACUGACGACCAACUGCAGAGUCCAGCCAAUAGCGCUUCUGCCACGUACCUUAACCUGCCGUGGGAUGCGUUCUUCCAGCGAACCGGGAUCUGUGAAAACGACCUGUGGGGUUCUGGCACUCCCUCUCAAGAACACAAUUUAUUAAGUGCUCCCCUUUUUCCUGUCCUUCACCCUUCCGACACGCUUGGCAUUGGAGAUGUGCUAUGGUUCUUGGGGUCAGAGGCUGGGCGCAGAGAGAUGGAAGGAUGUCUGAAGCGCUGGCGCACUUCGUGGCGCAUGUCGUGGGAACAGUUAUGGCAGCACCGUGAUCAGGAGAGGGCUCUGUGUAAUCGCCGGGAGGUAUUUUUCAGCCAAGCGCAGGCAAAACUGCAAAGGGUCUUGCUGGAAAGAGAGGAAAGGAGUCUGCUGCCCAUAAUCCAGGCUGCUGUCCAGGAGGGGAGCCAGGAGCUGCUACUGACCACACUAGAUCACGUGGCGGUGAUGGCAGAGGACCCAGGAAUCGCUGCCAGGGCAUUUGCCUGUAUUGCUGACCUCUUGGGGUGUAUGGCGGGAGGCGACGGUGGAUUGAGGAGUGGACCGGCUGCUAACAAGGCCUGGACUGCUGGCUAUCAGCUUCUGGAGAAGGGAAACAUUGCCGAAGGUGUUAAAGAAAUGGCGGCGGAGCGUGACAAGUGGCUGAGCAGAGCUGCCCAUCUGCUUCGCGCUGCGCGACACUACGAAGGAGCAGAGCAGAUCUUGGUCCGCCGAGCAGUCAUGUCUUCUUUCCGGUUUGUUCGUAUCGGCCAGAAGGCUCUGCCGCCCCAGGGCCGGUGGGUGUGCGCGGAGUGCCCUGCUCGCAUUGAUAUAUCGGGAGGCUGGAGUGACACCCCACCGAUAACAUACGAGCACGGUGGAGCGGUGGUGAACGUGGCCGUACUGGUGGAUGGUCAGCGGCCCAUUGGCGCUCGGGCGAGGAGAAUUCCUGAAGCUAAGAUUCAUUUGCGCAGUGACAGUGGUCCAAGAGGGUCGCAGCUUCACACCCAGCUCACGUGUCAGACUCUCGCUGACCUACAGGACUACAACCAGCCCCAGGCUCCAGGAGCCCUGCUUAAAGCUGCCUUCAUCUGCACUGGGACGGUGAGCCUGACGUCAGAGAAAUCCUUGCAGGAGCAGCUGCUGGGUGGAUAUGGGGGAGGAUUUGAGCUGCACACGUGGUCCUUCCUCCCUCACGGGUCUGGCUUAGGUACGAGCAGCAUCCUGGCCGGAGCGGUGAUCGCUGUGCUGUACGAGGCGUCGGGCAGGUCCGCAGACGCAGAGUCUCUGAUCCAUGCAGUGCUGUACCUGGAGCAGGUCCUGACAACGGGGGGCGGCUGGCAGGACCAGGUGGGAGGGCUGAUUCCAGGAGUGAAGAUUGGCCGCUCGGCCCCUGAGCUGCCCCUGCGAGUUCGGGUAGAGGAGGUCGUCCUUCCUGAUGGGUUUCUGCAGACUCUGAAUAGACACCUUCUCCUGGUGUACACGGGGAAAACACGCCUGGCGCGUAACCUUCUGCAGGAUGUGCUGCGCAACUGGUACGCACGCCUUCCGGCCAUCGUCCAGAACGCAGACUCGCUAGUGAGCAACGCCGAGCGGUGUGCGGAGGCCUUCCGGACCGGGGACAUGCUGCAGCUGGGAAGCUGUCUGAACCAGUACUGGCUGCAGAAGAAAGUCAUGGCGCCCGGCUGUGAGCCUCUCGCGGUACGCAGGAUAAUGGACCUUCUGGAGCCCUACGUGUACGGGCAGAGCCUCGCCGGGGCCGGAGGAGGAGGCUUCCUCUAUAUCCUCACAAAGCAACCAGACCAGAAGGACGUCCUUCAGCGGCUGCUGGAGAACACACAGGGACUGGAAAGAUGCAGCCUGCAUUCUGUGCAGCUUGACACGGCGCGCUUUACGGUGCAUCUGGAAGAAGAGAGCCAAGCACAUGGGAAUGUGCGACAACAACCGCAUCUAUAAAGAGACCCCCUACAAGUCGCUGACGAUCGGUGCAGGGGCUCUGCAAAAAGAUCAGCCGAAUGCUGGUGAUGGGUAUGCUGCAAUCGUGUGUAUAUUUUGUAAUUAUUUGGACAAAUAAACACAUUUUGAAGGCAAAA